Molecule: messenger RNA, 291 nt
Organism: Triticum turgidum subsp. durum (durum wheat)
Lineage: Eukaryota; Viridiplantae; Streptophyta; Magnoliopsida; Poales; Poaceae
Source: the annotation of a GenBank genome assembly
AUGAAGAACAGCACGCUUGUGGCGAUCCUGGUCGUCCUCCAGGCCAUCAUGGUCAUAGGAAUCCUCUCACACGCCGCCGAUGACAAUUUCCCCAAGUGCUGCGACCACUGCAACUCCUGGUCGGGGUACCAAUUCUGUGACGACGUCGGCCCCAGGUGCCGCGACGGCUGCGUCAACUGCCACGUGGUGGAGACGAGCCCCGUGAAGACGUUCCGGUGUGGAGAUGGACGCCCCGUCCUCGGCGGGCAAGGCACGCCCACGCCCUGCCCACCACCGUGCAAAAAGCAUUGA